UGGAUGGUUUAGCAGAGUUCCAGCAUUCAAGUUACAGUGCAGUCGUCGCGAGACGAACUUAGCUCUCCACUCCAGCUGCUGGCUUCCUUCCCAACUCAGGAGGAAAAAGAAAGAAAGAAAGAAAGAAAGAAAGAAAGAAAGAAAGAUCGAUCUGCCUUUCAGCUUGGUUGCAUGCUCUUUACUUUUUUUUACCCCCAAAUCAGGUCAUUUGAAGAAGGGCAAUCAUGACAGAGACCAGUCUGCAGCUCGAGCAAGCAGCCUUUGUAGAGGAUUCCGAUGAUGAGCAGGCAGGAGAUGAACAGGGAGAGAAAGGAGACUCCCAGAUGAAUGGCGUGAUGGUAUUGACACUGCUGGACAAGAUCAUCGGGGCAGUCGACCAGAUUCAGCAGACCCAGACCAGCCUGGAGCAGCGGCAGCAGGAGAUGGAGAGCGCCGUCACAGGGAUCCAAAGCGAGCUGACCAAGCUGUCCAAAUCGCACACCACCACUAGCAACACAGUCAACAAGAUGCUGGAGAAAGUGCGUAAAGUAAGCGUCAAUGUCAAGACGGUGCGGCAGAAUCUGGAAAAGCAAGCGGGACAGAUCAAGAGACUGGAGAGCAACGAGGCAGAGCUGCUCAAGAGGCGAAACUUUAAAGUUAUGAUCUACCAGGAUGAAGUUAAGCUCCCUUCUAAACUGAGUGUUUCCAAGACCCUGAAGGGGCUGGAGAAGGUCCAGGAAGAGGGAGAGCAUGAAUUACAAGAGCAGGGUGAAAAUGAAACUAAAGAAGAAGAUGAGAACAUCCAUCUGUCGUCAGAUGAAGAGGUGGAGAUCGAGGAGAUCAUUGAGGAGUCGCGGGCUGAGCGCAUCAAGAAAAGUAGCAUGCGGCGUGUGGAUGACAUAAAGAAAGCCUUUUCGAAAGAGAAGAUGGAGAAGACCAGGCAAAGGACCCGUGAGAACCUGGAGAAAACCAAGCAGCGGACCAAGGAAAACCUGGAGAAAACCAAGCACAACAUCGAGAAGAAGAUGAACAAACUUGGCACCAGGAUUGUAAACACGGAGCGCAAGGAGAAGAUGAAGACCUCCAGAGACAAGUUCAAGAAGUCCUUCACCCCUGACCACGUGGUGUACGCCAGGUCCAAGACCGCCGUCUACAAGGUGCCGCCCUUCACUUUCCACGUCAAGAAAAUCCGGGAGGGUGAGGAGGAGCCAAAGAGUAUGGAGAUGGUGAAUGUGGUCGGGGAAGAGGAAGAGCUGAUAGAAGACAACCCGGAGAUGGAAAUUUUACUGGACACGGCAGAAGACGAGGGCUUCUCCACUGAGAAGAGAGACCCAGACAGUGAUUAAGCGGAUGAACUUCAUGUGGGUUUCAUCACUUCAGUGUCUAUCGCAUCACAUGACCUAAAUGGCAUAGACUUCAUUUUGGGGUGGGGUGGGAUGGGCUGGGGUGGGCUGGGGAGGUUCAAAGGACUCUUUUUGUACACCAGUAUGCUAAGCCACUCUUUCAUCUCUGCUUAUUUAGGUUUCCAGGAGAUGUCAACAUCAAGCAGUAGAGAACUGUGAUAGGCCAAGGGGUACAUUUUAGACGGUGGGCAGUGAGAGGCUGGGCAUCACCAUGGCCUUUGAAGAGCACUCGCUCCCAAAGAGCCACUCCCAAAGAAUCCCAAUCCAACUGGAGCCCCCCCAUCUGAAAGCUCGGCACCAGGAGAGGUGCUCCCACUAAAACAGGUUCAGUCCUGAUCUACGUAACGCUCUUGGGAACGGGCAGGUGCUUCAUCUCGCAUCACUGGUGGGCACACUCGCUGGGAUGGUGGGGGCUUACAAUGGAACAGUCGGGCACAGUCGUCUUGUCCAGCACGCCGGUAGUGAAAUUAACAAAAUGAAAAAAGCAUCGGCAAGAGCUCAUCUGUUUAAAAUAUUUGAGCCACCAUUGCAUUUAAUGGCUCAAUUGCUCGAUGGAUAGACUAAUAAUAAUCUUUAAAAGAAAAAUAACCUUUUCUUCAUAUUCGUUCAACUAAUAAAUUUAGCAAAUAUUAAACAAAAAAAAAUAAAUAAGAACUAAACUCAAGUGUUCGUCUUUAACCAGCACGCUGCUUUUGUCCACUUUUUUUUGUCCAGUUGCUUUUAUGAAUAUUGAACAAAGGCUUAGUGAGAUGCGGACCGUCCUUCAAAGCGGCAGACAUGUUUAGAAUAUUCACCGUACAACCAGGGGGGCAGCCACAGCAGCGUGUUCCUCUCCUUAUGAUCACCUUGUAUGUGCGUCUGGAUCAGCCCACCGGACAGACACCCAUGUGCUUUAGGACACGCUAGACCUUGAGAAGGAGCUUUCAACCGACUCCUUCUUACAGGUUCAAAAUCAUGCUGGACAUUUUAUUUUUACAAUAUCUUAGAAUCAAAAUCAUUAUAGUAAUAGUCUUUGUAAAUACAACUAUAGUAUAUGCAUGCAUGAAGACUCUAGAUAUUUACCUGUCUAUACCAGAGACUGCUUAGAACAUACUGUAUAUGCCUAAUUAUAUAACCCACAUAUAAAGUUUUAAAAAAGAUAUAAAUACUUUCAUUCA
Molecule: messenger RNA, 2539 nt
Organism: Polypterus senegalus (gray bichir)
Lineage: Eukaryota; Metazoa; Chordata; Cladistia; Polypteriformes; Polypteridae
Product: caveolae-associated protein 1-like
Exons: 2
Coding region: 225-1325 (366 amino acids)
Biological process (GO): transcription initiation at RNA polymerase I promoter; termination of RNA polymerase I transcription
Cellular component (GO): cytoplasm; caveola
Molecular function (GO): rRNA primary transcript binding
Source: RefSeq, a predicted model, not a curated record